Molecule: messenger RNA, 1603 nt
Organism: Molossus molossus (Pallas's mastiff bat)
Lineage: Eukaryota; Metazoa; Chordata; Mammalia; Chiroptera; Molossidae
Product: gap junction alpha-3 protein-like
Exons: 2
Coding region: 73-1413 (446 amino acids)
Biological process (GO): cell communication
Cellular component (GO): connexin complex
Source: RefSeq, a predicted model, not a curated record
GGACGCUCUGGUCCAGAGCAGCAGGAGCGCUGUCCCGGGGCGCGGCCAGCGCAGCGGCCAGCGAUCUGAAGCAUGGGUGACUGGACCUUCCUGGGAAGAUUACUGGAGAAAGCACAAGAGCAGUCUACAGUCAUUGGCAAGGUCUGGCUGACCGUGCUGUUCAUCUUCCGGAUCUUGUUGCUGGGAGCCGGCGUGGAGUCAGUGUGGGGAGACGAGCAGUCGGGCUUCACCUGCAACACCCUGCAGCCGGGCUGCGAGAACGUCUGCUACGACAAAGCCUUCCCCAUCUCCCACACCCGCUUCUGGGUGCUGCAGAUUAUCUUCGUGUCCACGCCCACCCUCAUCUACCUGGGGCACGUGUUGCACUGCAUGAGCAUGGAGCAGAAGAAGAAGGGGCGGGAGGAGGAGCAGCUGAAGGGAGGCAGCUUGCACCUCACACCUGCUGGGCAGUGCAGGCCCAGCGACCACAGCCAGGACAAGCCCCUUCUGUGGAACAUGCAGGGCAAGGUCCGCAUUGCCGGGGCCCUGCUCCGGACCUAUGUCUUCAACAUCAUCUUUAAGACGCUGUUUGAAGUAGGUUUCAUUAUCGGGCAGUACUACCUGUAUGGCUUUGAGCUGAAGCCGCUCUACCACUGUGACCGGUGGCCCUGCCCCAACACCGUGGACUGCUUCAUCUCCAGGCCCACGGAGAAGACCAUCUUCAUCAUCUUCAUGCUGGUCGUGGCCUGCCUGUCCCUCUUACUCAAUGUGCUGGAGUUAUACCACCUGGGCUGGAAGAAGCUGAAACAGGGUGUGACCAACCACUAUGGCCCAGACACCCCUGAAUCCAGGAUGGGGGCCAAAAAACCUGGGGAAGUGAGCCCACCAUCCUCCCACCCUGGUUUAGCCACCAGUACUGUGGGGUGCCCUCCUUACUGUACCCACUGUGCCUCUUCCCUGGGACAGGCAAUGGCCGCAGCCUAUCCCAGGGCCCUUCCGCCAGCACCAGACUUCAACAAGGCAGCCUUGUCCCAGACACAGGGGAAGGGCCACCCUGACCAAUCCUACGACAGCAGCCACCACCUUCUAACGACAGAGCAGAACUGGGCCAACCAGGAGACCGAACAGCAGACUUCUGUGAGGAUGGCCUCGCCCCCUGUGUCCACAUCCUCCUCCUUUACGCCUCCAGGCAGCUCCCAGCCAAACCCUCAGGGGGACAGAGCAGGCAGCAAAGAGCCUGUCCUGCUGGGGGACAGGGCCGGCAGCACCUUGGGGGAGAGCAGACUGGCAGUGACUGCUGAGGAGGGGCGGCAGGCAGCGCCCCCCGAUGUGGAGAUGCACCCGCCACCUCUGCCCCCCACAGACCCCAGAGGGUCAAGCAAGGCCAGUGAGAGCAGCGGCAGUCGGGCCAGACCCAGUGACUUGGCCAUCUAGUGGUGGUCUCUCCAGACAGCUUUGUGAUGACCUCUUUUCUAGCAACAAAACCAAAGUGCACUUCACCUGAGUGCAGAGAGCACUGGAGCGGGGCAGGGGAAGAUCAGCAGAGAGGCCAGGUUUCCUGUCAGGGCUGCUGCCCUAGUGCUGGAGGGGCCCGGGGGACUCCUGCUCCCCAUGGGGGCGGGCA